Laetiporus sulphureus 93-53 is the source of this 2478-nucleotide messenger RNA. Its product is annotated as WD40 repeat-like protein. The record is from RefSeq and is a predicted model, not a curated record. NCBI's taxonomy places the organism in Eukaryota, Fungi, Basidiomycota, Agaricomycetes, Polyporales, Laetiporaceae. Bases 1 to 2478 code for a protein of 825 amino acids. The transcript has 15 exons. Gene Ontology annotation, biological process: tRNA wobble uridine modification. Gene Ontology annotation, molecular function: protein binding. Gene Ontology annotation, cellular component: elongator holoenzyme complex.
AUGGAGUCACAGGUGACCGUAGACUAUGUGGCAGCAUCCAUCAAUAGACAGUCCAACGCGGCGGAUGUGUCCAGUUCUUCCUUGGUAGCGUUCGGCUCAUAUCAGUUGGUAGCAUUGUGGAAUGCCGAGGACGGAUUCGACCGAGGGGUACACGAGACGCUUCCCGGUCAUGAAGGGCUUGUGACUUGCGUGCGUUUCUUCGACGACCAACACUUCGUCAGCGCGGAUGACCAGGGUGUCGUGAGAUCAUGGAGGAGGGACGGGACACAGUGGAACGAGUCAUGUGUGCACCAGGCUCACCAAAAGGCCAUCUCUGCUCUAGCACUGUAUGGCGAUCUCAUGGUGACUGGAGCCUCUGAUUCUCUGGUGAAGGUGUGGAGGGUUCAGCGAAACGACCAGUCAGAUGUCUUCCAAGAGGUUCAAAUGAUCACUCUACGAGGUAGAUAUGCAUUGUCGCUAGCGCUCUCCAUGCUCCCGGGUACUCAAGCAAUGAUUCUUGCCAUCGGCAGUACAUCUCGCGACGUUCAGAUAUGGACUUGUUCAGAGGACAACUUCGUAUUCUCGGCAACCCUAUCAGGACACGAGGACUGGGUACGGAGUCUUGCUUUCCAACAAUCCCAGCAGAACAGCAGCACUUUAGUCUUAGCGUCGGGAUCUCAGGACGCCACCAUCCGUCUAUGGAACGUUGAACCUUUCCAAGCAAAGGCCUCUGCAUCGUCGAGCAUUUCAGAUGUCGCGACGAGCGACGAGCUCCUUGACGCAUUCGAGGCGUCACUGGCAGAACUUACGGACGCGGAGGAAGGUGGCCGGCAGAUUUCCCUCAAGCGCCACAUCUUGACAGUCAAAGCUGGUCAGAGCAGUACGCAGCAAUUCUCUGUCGCUUUCGACGCGCUCUUGGUCGGCCACGAGGCCGGAGUCACAUCCCUCUCAUGGCGUCCUCCCACGUCCACGAUCUCCGUCCCCACCCUGCUAUCAUCCUCCACGGACUCUUCCCUCAUCCUCUGGUCUCCGUCGACCAUCAUCACCUCGCUAAAAGACGGCGCCACGUCCAUCUGGAUCAACCGCCAGCGGUUCGGCGACGUCGGCGGGCAACGGUUGGGCGGUUUCGUUGGCGGCUUGUGGGCGCGCGGGGGUAUGGAGGCGUGUGCUUGGGGGUGGAACGGAGGCUGGAGGCGCUGGCGGUGUACUGUUGGUGAUGCGGCUGCUCCGCAGAACUUGCAGAUGGAAAAUUGGACUGAGGUGGGGGCCAUCACGGGACAUAGCGCUCCUGUGAAAGGCCUGUCCUGGAGCCCGAAUGGAGAGUAUCUUCUCUCCGCCAGCUUGGACCAGACUACCCGCAUACACGGAGGCAUCCCCACAACUGGGCCAGAUGGAACUUCGACUACGGUAUGGCACGAGAUCGGUCGUCCACAGGUCCAUGGAUACGACCUCGUUGGAGUAUCGUCCCUGGAUCCAUUACAAUUCGUCAGUAUUGCAGAUGAGAAAGUCGCUCGGGUGUUCGAGGCUCCUCGUGAAUUCAUCGAGGUCGUGAAUAACCUCGGAGUCGCAAAGCUGGAUACAUCUGAGGAAGAACGACCUCGGGCGGCCACCGUGCCUCCUCUUGGGUUGUCUAACAAGGCUGUGCUGAGGUUGGCUUCAGUUGUCGCAGAUACGAUGGGCGGUGAUGGCUCAUAUGAUCUCCUUCGGAGGAGACGCCGUCCAUUCGAAGGUGAACUCGCCGCAAUCACCCUCUGGCCCGAGAUCGAGAAGAUCUUCGGCCACGGGUACGAAUCCAUCAGUCUAGCCGCUUCAACAUCAAAGAAACUCAUCGCAACCGCAUGCAAGGCAACAAGCCUUGAACACGCAGUCGUGCGUAUUUACGACACGGAGAGAUUCCAGCCUGUCGGAGAACCUCUUGCGGGCCAUACGUUGACCGUCACAGCGAUCGCCUUUAGUCCCGAUGACCGUUAUGUCUUGUCCGUAUCCCGAGAUCGUUCGUGGCGUCUUUUUGAACGAGAUGGACAAGGCCAGUCGUAUCCGCAUGGCUAUGUCUCCUUAGCUGCGGAUAGGACGCACGCUCGAAUAAUAUGGGACUGUGCAUGGGCACCUGAAGGCGACAUUUUCGCAACGGCAUCUCGAGAUAAGACUGUCAAAAUAUGGCGACAACAGGAUGGAAGCUCGACGAAAUGGACGGCAAUUGCGACAUUAAAAACCAUCGAGGCCGCCACAGCGGUGACCUUCAUACCUCCAGGAAGCGAUGUGAAGCGUGUCAUGGCUGUCGGACUGGAAUCCGGCGAAAUACUGCUCUAUUCCUGCAUAGAUGCAGACGGUGCACGAUGGACGCUGGAUCUCACCAUACCUCGACGGAUUGCCCACAUCGACCACAUACAUCACUUGUCGUGCCGUCCGUCAGAUGAUCCCACAACGAUACAACUAGCGAGCUGCAGUGAAGAUAAUACAUUGAAGAUACUGAGCGUCCGUAUUGCGAGAUCGAAAUGA